AUGAGAGGAAUUUCACUAAUAACAUUCUCACUCUUUUCAUUACUUUCUUCUGCUAGUUUCUCAUCAGCUGAUCAACUCAUCCACAAGAAUGAAACAGACCCCCCUAUUUUUCAUUCCCUUGUUUCCUCAUUUGCUUAUCCACUUAAGGGAAAUGUAUAUCCUCGUGGGAUCUUCGUCGCGUUCAUCAAAAUCGGCAAUCCCCCCAAACCUUACGAGCUUGACAUUGACACCGGUAGCGAUUUCACGUGGAUUCAGUGCGAUGCACCUUGCAAACACUGCACCGUGCCUAAGGAAAAACUUUAUAAACCCCAUGACAACUAUGUAAAAGGUUCCGAUCCAUUGUGUUCUUUAGUUCAGCCAAUACCGGGUACUUCUCCUAAGCCAAAUAACCAGUGUAUAUAUAAGCUUGAAUAUGCAGAUCAAGGGACAUCAGAGGGUGCAUUAGUCCGAGACAUUAUACCCGUAGGAACCAUCAAACCCCCCGCAACUCAACCUUUACUCACAUUCGGGUGUGGAUAUGACCAGAGGUUUCCUCCUAAUACACCCCCAUCGGUAGGAGUCCUCGGCCUCGGCGGCGGAAAGAUAAGCAUUGUGUCACAGUUGAACUCUCUAGGGCUUACUCGCAGAGUGUUGGGCCAUUGUUUAAGUUCCAAAGAAGGAGGAUAUUUAUUCUUUGGAGACAAAUUUAUUCCUCGAUCCGGAGUUGUUUGGACCCCUAUAGUUAAGGGACCACACUACAUCGUAGGCCCGGCGGACCUGCUUUUGGACGGAAAGCCUACUUCUGUGAAAGGUCUUCAACUUACCUUUGAUAGUGGAAGCACAUACACUUACUUCACUACCCAGAUUUAUAAUGCUAUUCUUAACCAGGUGAGUGCUAAUUUGAAAGGGAAGCCUCUGAGCAGAUCAGUUAAGGAUAAAACGUUACCAGUAUGUUGGGAGAGUAGUCUGAAGCCUCCCAAGCGUUUCACGUCUAUAAAUGAAGUCAAAGGCUUUUUUAAACCCAUGACUUUAAUCUUCACAACAUCAAAGAAUGUGCAGUUUCAAAUACCACCGGAAUAUUAUCUAAUAAUCUCAAAAAAUGGUUGUGUCUGCUUCGGAAUUCUUGAUGGACAACACAUGAGCGAUAACAUAAUUGGAGAUAUCUUUAUGCAAGAUAAAGUGGUGAUUUAUGACAAUGAGAAACAACAGGUUGGAUGGGCCUCUGCUAAUUGCAAUCCUCAUUAA
Molecule: messenger RNA, 1224 nt
Organism: Lathyrus sativus (Indian pea)
Lineage: Eukaryota; Viridiplantae; Streptophyta; Magnoliopsida; Fabales; Fabaceae
Source: the annotation of a GenBank genome assembly